Messenger RNA from Talaromyces amestolkiae, 2364 nucleotides. RefSeq lists its product as uncharacterized. Gene Ontology annotation, molecular function: ATP binding; metalloendopeptidase activity; ATP hydrolysis activity. Bases 1 to 2364 code for a protein of 787 amino acids. Lineage: Eukaryota; Fungi; Ascomycota; Eurotiomycetes; Eurotiales; Trichocomaceae. Gene Ontology annotation, cellular component: mitochondrial inner membrane. The transcript is spliced from 4 exons. The record is from RefSeq and is a predicted model, not a curated record. Gene Ontology annotation, biological process: protein quality control for misfolded or incompletely synthesized proteins; mitochondrion organization.
AUGGCUUUCAACGCUACAGUCAAUUUGCCGAACAUACAAUCCGCUACUUCCGACAUCUGGGCGCUGAUGAAUUCUCAUUGGCGCCGUGCCAAUACAGUUUAUAGAGCUCCUUCUACUCGCAGACAGCACACCGAAGCGUCACCGGUAUCGGUCGAACCAUUUUCACUCCAAGAAGCGUUGCGACCGGUACCUCUCGACAAGAUGAGAUCUCAACUCGCGCUGGGUCAGGUAUAUCGAAGGCCUACUUUUGGACAAAACACGUUAAGAACGGCAAGCUUGCUUGUUGGCGCAAGUCAUUCCGCUCACUCUACCCGAAACUAUUCUUCGUUGUCAACUAUCGGUUUCAAAGGAUUUCGAAAGCCAAAUGUACUGUCGGGUCCCAAGGUCCAACAACAGAGGUCGAUUUUUGGAGGACUAUCGCAGAACUUCCUUGCGCAAAAGGAAAGGGCGGCGAAUAGCAAUCCUGGCAGUGCUAAUGCUCAGAACACCUUUUACCAAGCUCUCCUACGCGCAAACAUGCCCGCCAUAAUCGUCGAACGUUAUCGAACCGGUCAAUUUGCCAGUAACGCAGCUACUGAGACCAUCUACCUGAAGGCUCUCCAGCGACUUGGGGGUGACGGCGCAGUUCAAGGCUCAUUUUCUGGCAGCCAAGGAUUGGACUCUGAGCAGCUGCAGUCUGUUGGACAAGCGGUAGCGGCUCGUACUCAUGGUAGUCAGGUUGGCGUGUCAACAAAACAAGCCGGAACUGGCGCAAAAGAGUCUCCAUUAUAUGUCGUUGUCGAGGAAUCCCUAGGCAGCUCUGUCUUUCGCUGGGUGAGAUUCCUUCUCAUCUUUGGCUUCUUUACCUACAUGUCUCUUGUGGUGAUUACUCUCUUGGUUGAAACGACUGGUGUUCUGAAGAACGUCCGAGGAACUCAAACCAACGAAGCUACGCCUCAACAACAAAAGGUCCGUUUCAGCGAUGUGCAUGGUUGCGACGAAGCCAAGGAUGAACUGCAAGAAGUGGUUGAGUUCUUGUUGAACCCAGAACGAUUCUCUACCUUGGGUGGUAAACUUCCCAAAGGUGUUCUCUUGGUUGGACCUCCCGGUACCGGAAAAACGCUACUUGCACGCGCCGUCGCUGGAGAGGCUGGKGUACCUUUCUUUUACAUGUCUGGAUCUGAGUUUGACGAGGUUUACGUUGGCGUUGGCGCUAAGCGCGUACGUGAUCUAUUUACUCAAGCUCGUGCAAAGGCUCCUGCCAUCAUUUUCAUUGAUGAGUUGGACGCCAUUGGCGCUAAGCGAAACGAACGUGAUGCGGCAUAUGUCAAGCAGACUUUGAACCAGCUAUUGACCGAAUUGGACGGCUUUUCUCAAACUAGCGGUGUUAUCAUUCUCGCAGCUACCAACUACCCUCAGCUACUCGACAAGGCUUUGACCCGUCCUGGUCGAUUUGAUCGACGAGUCGUUGUUGGUCUUCCAGAUGUGAGAGGCCGUAUGGAAAUUCUAAAGCAUCACAUGAAAGGUGUACAAACCAGUACCGAUGUCGAUGUUGCGGUUGUCGCACGUGGUACUCCUGGCUUCUCUGGUGCCGACUUGGAGAAUCUCGUAAACCAAGCAGCUGUCCAUGCCAGCCGACACAAACAAGACAGAGUAGGACCAAGGGACUUUGACUGGGCCAAGGAUAAGAUCAUGAUGGGCGCAGAGGCUCGAAGCCGUAUCAUUCAAGAUAAGGACAAACUGCUUACUGCCUACCAUGAAGCCGGUCAUGCCCUUGUUGCUUACUUUUCUCCAUCUGCUACGCCUCUCUAUAAGAUUACCAUUGUUCCUCGUGGUAUGGCGUUAGGUAUCACUCAUUUCUUGCCUGAAAUGGACAUGGUUUCUAGGAAUUAUGUUGAGUAUCUGUCCGAUAUUGAUGUCGCCAUGGGUGGCAAGGCUGCGGAGGAAUUGAUCUUUGGUCCUGACAAUGUGACCAGUGGUAUUUCCGCGGACAUCCAAUCAGCCACAGAGACAGCCUUCACACUUGUCACACAAUUCGGUUAUUCCAAGAAAUUAGGAAACGUCGACUUAUCAACAAACUACGACAAGCUAUCGUCAGAAACAAAACAAGAAAUUGAAGCCGAAAUCAGACGCCUUGUUGAAGAAGGUCGAUCUCGUGCUACCAAGAUUCUGACCGAGAAGCGGAAAGAAUUGGAGCUGCUCACCAAAGCACUCAUAGAAUACGAGACGCUGACUAAAGAGGAAAUGGAGAAGGUUCUCAGAGGCGAGAAACUCGACAAGAUGCAGUCCACACCGUCGGCGCCACUCAAAUUGCCAGAAGCGUUGACUGCGGUGAGACUGAAUCCGAUAACUCAACUUCCUGAGUCCGACACAACGGCGAAAUAG